AUCUUUUUCAUUAUCAAAAUUUUCAGCAGAAUGGAUAUUCUAUAGCUCUCACCCAGAUUAUUUUAUGAAAAUAAUUAUAAUAUUAUUAUAAAAAUCGCGUUUUUUUUUCUCUCUUUUAUAUAUAUCUCUCUCUCUCUCUUCGAUUUAGCAGUUUAAUAAGAGAAGAGUUGCGUGGCAGAGAUCCCUAUUCAUUCAUACAUCUCUGUGUUUCAACGAUUUUUUCAGAUCUUCUUCAUUUUCAGAAAUUCUAUCUUCUGCGAGGAGUCUGUUCAAUGAUUUGGGCCUUUUGCUGCCAAUUGUCCUUAAGAAUUUGGAUGCUUGCCUUGCGUGUGUUCGACGUUUUGGCGGUUUGAGUCCUUAAUCUGGAGCUAGGGUUUGGGCUCCAAUUGUGGGUUUGGGUUGGAAUUGGGGGGUCAAAUAUUGGAGAUGAUAAUCAAGCGGAACUUGAAAUCGGUAAUGCCGAGUUUAAAGCGUUGCCGAACUGGCGACUCGGGCGGAGAUGACGACGAGGGUUCUAGGAAUCGGAAGAGGAGAAAGGACAACAAUAAGAAUGGGGGGUAUUACCCUCUGCAUCUACUCGGAGAAGUCGCCGCCGGUGUAAUUCCGUUCAGUGGGUAUGGUCUACAGCGGAUUAUGGCCGGCAGAGGCAAGAGCGGUGCUGCGGCGGCGGCUUCGUGGUGCACUGAGGUCUCAUAUUGCCAGGACGAGGAGGAGGAGGCGAAAUCGAAGAAGAAAGAGAGGUCCAAUAGAGUGCAGGAGGUUAUUAAUGCGCGGCCGCCGCUGGUGAGGACUUCUCGAGGACGAGUACAGGCACUGCCUUCUCGAUUCAAUGACUCGGUUCUGGAUAAUUGGAAGAAAGAGAAGAGUAAAGCUACUACUGUAAGGGAAUUGAGUUUGGACCCUGAGUUCAAUCCAUAUAAAGAAAAAAUCGGUAUGAAGAACGGUAAGAUUCGCAAUGAAGUUGGGAAUAAGAAGAGCAUUGAUGACGGUGUACACUAUCAAUGCCGUAAGCCUUCGCCAUUGUUGGACGCUGAAACAGUGGAGUUUGGGAUCAAUGGGUCAAAAAGUUUUGACAUUCGCAAGUUUUCUAGUUCCCGGAGUUCUCUUACAUCUCUGCAUGAUCGAUACUGGGAGGUGGAUAAGUCUCUGAAUGAAGACUUUGAGGAAUGUGUAGAACUAAGCUGCAUUGAGGCAUUGGCUACGCGGGAGGGAGAAAGGAGGCCUCAGAGAUUUGGGCCUGAAAACUUUAAUUCUGGGGACAUAGUUUGGGCAAUUUCUGGGAAGCAUUGUCCUGCUUGGCCAGCAAUUGUUCUUGAUCCCAAGACACAAGUCCCGCAACAAGUUUCAAGCUUUCAGGUUGCUGGCACUGUUUGCGUAAUGUUCUUUGGUUACUCUGGCAAUGGGACACAAAGGGAUUAUGCAUGGAUUCGGCGCGGGAUGCUAUUUCCCUUUCUAGAUUAUGUGGACAGGUUUCAAGGGCAGACCAACUUGAAUGAUAGCGCACCAAGUGAUCUUCGGUCUGCCAUAGAGGAGGCAUUUCUUGCUGAAAGUGGCUUUAAUGAGAUGUUGAUGGUUGAAAUCAAUGCAGCAGCUGGAAAUCUUGAUUAUCUCCAGUCUCUUACUAGAGGGGUUUUUGAGGUAUCCGAUUCAAAUCAAGAUCUCGAGUGCAAUUCACUAAACAAGGAUUUGUUGAUGAAAAAAGAGUCAGACUCUUGUGAGGCAUGUGGUUCAUAUAUUCCUCCCAAAGCAUCUGGGAAAAUGAACAGUUCAGCUCCUGGGGGCCACCGCUUAUGUGCUGCUUGUGCAAGGCUGAAGAAGAUCAAACAUUAUUGUGGCAUUUGCAAGAAGAUACGCAAUCCCUCUGAUAGUGGGACUUGGGUACGUUGUGAUGGUUGCAAAGUUUGGAUACAUGCUGAGUGUGACAAAAUUUCAAGCAGUAAUUUCAAGGAACUAGGAACCAUGGAUUACUACUGCCCCGAAUGCAAAGCAAGGUUUAAUUUUGAACUAUCUGACUCAGAAAAUAUGAAUUCAAAAUCCAAGUUAAUUGAUUACAGAAAUAAUAAAAAGGAUGGCCAAGUAGCGCUGCCUGACAAGGUUUCAGUUGUCUGUGCUGGUGUGGAGGGCAUUUAUUUUCCAAGACUUCAUCUAGUUGUCUGCAAAUGUGGGUUUUGUGGAACAGAAAAGCAGGCACUUAGUGAAUGGGCACGGCAUACAGGUUCCAAAACCAAAGAUUGGAAGACCAGUGUGAAGGUGAAGGACUCUUUGCUACCACUGGAGCAAUGGAUGCUACAGAUAGCAGAGUAUCACGAACAGAGUGUUGUUCCAACCAAAUCUGUUAAACGUCCAUCUUUGAAAGUUCGAAAGCAGAAACUUCUUACUUUUCUCCAAGAAAAAUAUGAUCCUGUUUAUGCGAAGUGGACAACAGAAAGAUGUGCAGUAUGUCGAUGGGUUGAAGAUUGGGACUAUAACAAAAUCAUCAUAUGCAAUAGGUGUCAAAUAGCUGUGCAUCAAGAAUGCUAUGGAGCAAGAAAUGUCCGUGAUAUCACAUCAUGGGUCUGCAGGGCCUGUGAGACACCUGAUAUAGAGAGGGAGUGUUGCCUUUGUCCUGUGAAAGGAGGAGCUUUAAAACCCACAGAUGUGGCUCCAUUAUGGGUUCACGUUACUUGUGCUUGGUUUCAACCUGAAGUUUGCUUUGCUAGCGAUGAGAAAAUGGAACCGGCAGUUGGAAUCUUGAGAAUUCCUUCAAAUUCUUUUGUAAAGAUAUGUGUUGUCUGCAAGCAAAUACAUGGUUCCUGCACACAAUGCUGCAAGUGUUCUACUUAUUAUCAUGCUACUUGUGCAUCAAGGGCCGGUUACCGCAUGGAGUUGCAUUGCUUGGAGAAAAAUGGGAAACAAGUAACAAGAAUGGUUUCAUAUUGCGCAUACCACAGGGCUCCAAAUCCUGAUACCGUUUUAAUUAUACAGACUCCAAAAGGGGUCUUCUCUGCUAGAAGCCUUCUUCAGACCAAGCGUACAGGUUCACGAUUAAUAUCAACAAACAGAUUGAAGCUUGAGGAAGCUCCAGGUGCUGAGGUUGAUGAAAUUGACCCAUUCUCAGCAGCAAGAUGCCGUGUUUUUAAACAACUGAGAAAUAAGAGGACAGGAGAAGAAGCCAUUUUUCACCGGGUGAAGGGUUCAUGCCAUCAUUCUUUAGCUGCAAUACAAAGCUUGAAUCCAAUAAAAAAAGUAGAGGAGCCCAAAACAUUUUCUACCUUCAGGGAGCGGCUUCGCCAUUUACAGAGAACGGAAAAUGAUCGGGUUUGCUUUGGGCGAUCUGGCAUACACAGAUGGGGUCUUUUUGCCCGCAGAAACAUCCCAGAAGGAGAGAUGGUUCUUGAGUAUCGUGGUGAGCAAGUGAGACGAAGUAUUGCUGAUCUGAGGGAGGCACAAUAUCGCAUUGAGGGGAAAGAUUGUUAUCUUUUUAAGAUCAGUGAAGAUGUUGUUGUUGACGCGACUGAUAAGGGGAACAUUGCACGCUUGAUAAACCAUUCUUGCAUGCCAAACUGCUAUGCAAGGAUUAUGAGCGUUGGGGACGAUGAGAGUCGGAUUGUAUUGAUUGCAAAGACAAAUGUGUCUGCUGGCGAUGAACUAACGUAUGAUUACUUGUUUGAUCCAGAUGAAGCUGAUGAGUUCAAAGUUCCUUGUCUGUGUAAAGCUCCAAACUGCAGAAAGUUCAUGAAUUAGGUUACACCACAGAGUUGCAAUUCUUUUUCUCCGCAAGGAGAGUACUUCUCUAACUGUCCAUCUCGCACCCCUCCCUCACGCCAUAGUCUGCACUGCACACCAAUUUUCGCCUCUUUCCCGUUUAAAGGAUUUGUGUAAUAAUUAAUCUUUUUUUUUUCUUAUAUCUGAUAUUAGGUGAGAAAAGGGUGGGGAGGUUUGUUUCUAUAAAUUUAUAGGUAGGGAGGUUGAGGCCUGAGGGGGGCAUUUUGUAUAGAUUUGUUGGUGACUUUGUGAGUGGAAUAGUGGAUAAUGGAUUCCUUCCAAUACACACAUUUUCUUCUCAUACUAGUACCGGCUGAGGCUUGCCUGCUUUGCUUGUCCGAUUAGCUAUAUGUGACGUAUAACACUUCCGCCACCACUAUUACUAUUACUACUACUAGUUAACGCCA
This is a messenger RNA of Ipomoea triloba (trilobed morning glory), 4151 nucleotides long. RefSeq names its product histone-lysine N-methyltransferase ATX4-like. Gene Ontology annotation, molecular function: protein binding. The coding region runs from base 427 to 3723 and encodes 1098 amino acids. Gene Ontology annotation, biological process: regulation of transcription by RNA polymerase II. NCBI's taxonomy places the organism in Eukaryota, Viridiplantae, Streptophyta, Magnoliopsida, Solanales, Convolvulaceae. The transcript has 23 exons. The record is from RefSeq and is a predicted model, not a curated record.